Molecule: messenger RNA, 1629 nt
Organism: Chironomus riparius
Lineage: Eukaryota; Metazoa; Arthropoda; Insecta; Diptera; Chironomidae
Source: the annotation of a GenBank genome assembly
AUUGUUUGGUCCCAAAAAGAAAAGUUUAAUUAAUUGUUGAAUUCAUAAGUUUAAUUAAGUGAAGAUCUACAAUAUAAAUUGCUUAUAAGAUGCAUGAUAUACAUAAAUUGUGUAAAAUAUGCCUAAAUCCAGGAACGCGAGAUAUUUUCGAUAGUGGAUUCACAAAUAUCGUUUCUCGGGACGAAUUAAACAGAAUAGCGGAAAAAUUGAGAUUUGUGACGCUCUUAAAGGUCAGCCCUAAAGAAAAUCUUCCUCAACAAAUUUGUGAUCUCUGCAUUGUACAGCUCAAUGUCUCAUACAAUUUUAAGCGAUUGGCACUAAAGAAUGACUUUUAUAUCCGUCAAUAUAUGAUUGAGAAUGGUAUGAAUCUACUAAAAGAAGAUGAUGAUCAUCCAGUUGAGAAUUCAAUUGAAAUUCAUCAAAUUCAUAAUGUUAUAAGAACAUCCAGUAGAUAUCGUCCUCAACCAGCUAUUUCAUCAAUUCCUAAUGAGCCUUUUCGUCGUAAUUCGACGACAUCAUCCGUAUCUGGUAUAUCUACAAUGAUUGUUAAUGGAUGUGAAACAAAUGGAACUGCUGUAAAUGGUAAUACAUCUGACAAUCAAUUUGUACAUCCAUCAAGGCCUUUUGUACAACCUAUUCAAAUUAAAACGGAACCUAUUGAUCCUGAUGAAGAAAACAAUGGUAAAAAUCCAACAACACAAUCCUCUCCUUCCAGUUCCUCAAGUGGAUCAGUUUUGACAAUUAACAGUAGCGAGAAGUCACUGAGAGCGCGAGCUAAAUCACCUCCAAUGAUUGUCAUUAAUGGACAUAUCUCAAACACCCCAAAUAAUAAGACGUUGCCUCCAACAUCGAGUAAAGCAGUUACAAAUACUGAUAAAGGCAUAACAGAGAAAUUGAGGGACAAGGAGAAUGAGGAACCAAAAAAGACGAAUUUACGAGUUAAAAAGACUAACGAGAAGCCACGAAAUAACUUACGAAACUUGAGAACUAUAAAGAAGCCUACAAAUCCUAUUGAAAAUAAGAGAAAGCUACGAGAGGCUGCAAAAAAGAUAAUCGAGAAACGGAAUCAACAGAAGAAAGAAGCAGGCUUGAAGAAAAUUAAGAAAGCGAUUCGAAUGAAAACAGCCAAGAAUCAACAAAAUGUCAUGAGCAAAAAGAAGAAGGAACAGAAUGGCAAGCAACAUAAAAAUGUUCAAGGAAGGCCGAAAGGUAAGGGAAAGGGGAAGAAAUGAAGAUAUUAAUUUUUGAUUGAUUAAAUUUGAAUGGUUGUGGCAUGCUGCAUCCAGCAUGGCACAGUUAAUUUUGGAUAAAGUCUAUAAAAUUAAGCAAUGAAAUGCAUAAUCAAGUUUUGAGAUUUGUUGAAUGAAAUUUUGGAUUAAGGAACAGUUUCGUGCAUUUUAAGUAGCUAAAUUUACAUAUUUUGAAGACGCUAGUUUCAUUUUAAUUAAAGUAUAAUUUUUUAUCCUAAUAAUUUUAAUUAAUUCACAAGUAUAUAUGAUUUAAUAUAAUUAAGUACAGACGAAAUUAUAUGAAAGAACCUAAUAUCUGUAACAAUUUAGACUGUAAAUGAUAUUAAUUAAUGUGUAACAUAAAGUUUAAAAAAAUGACCUGAAUAAAAUAUAUAAAAAU